UAUCACGUCUGGAAUUAAGGAUGGUGGUGAAAGUGUAUUUCACGUCGGUGACCGGAUCUCGGGAGAUAAAGUCUAAACAAAGUGAGCUGAUGCGCAUCCUGGAUAGCAAAUGCAUUGAAUAUGAGAGAGUGGAUAUCUCUGUAGAUGACAGUGUCAGAACAGAAAUGAGGGAGAAGUGUGGGAACCCCAAAGCCAUUCCACCUCAGAUCUUCAGUAAUGACCUGUAUUGCGGGGACUAUGAAGAGUUUUCAGCUGCAGUCGAAAAUGAUAUAUUGAGCCAGUUCCUGAAGCUAAAAGAUUAGAUUCUCUGAUGCAGAACCUUCUUUUUUACAUCUGUGCAUUUAGGCCCACCCCCUGCUUUUUUCACCCAUAAAGGUGUAAAAUUGAAACAGGUUAUUCAUUCCGUCUUUUCCUCUACAUUCCGAAAUCUCACAUUCUUGCACCUCAUUCAUUCCUGGGAUACUGGAAGAACCCACACUGUUAUUCUGUCUUUUGCAAAACCACUCCCCCCUGCUGGCAGUUAAGGGAUCUUAAAAAACGUUAUUGUUUAUGCCUUCUUAACUCAUUCCGUGUUUUUCCUGCCAAAAAGAAAGGGAGAAUGUCUUCCAGCACAUCAGUAAAGCUGUUCACAUUGUUUUCAUUUAAAAAAUAAAAACAUAUCUGUUCCAAACUAAA
Molecule: messenger RNA, 675 nt
Organism: Xenopus laevis (African clawed frog)
Lineage: Eukaryota; Metazoa; Chordata; Amphibia; Anura; Pipidae
Gene: sh3bgrl3.S
Product: SH3 domain binding glutamate-rich protein like 3 S homeolog
Cellular component (GO): cytoplasm; cytosol; nucleus
Source: RefSeq, marked provisional